CAAGCUGCUCCCGACAAUCCCCUGAAUCGCCCUAAACACGGUACAGCCAAAUAGUUUCCGUCGUAAUGCCUUUUACCUCGUCGGGGUGCCGAUUCCUUUCCCUCUCCCGCUACUUUCUCCCACUCCUCGGCCUCUUGUCGCCGGAGAACGGAGAGAGCCCUCCUCACCGAUUUGCCCCUUAAGGGCGUCGACCGGUUCUUCGGUGAAAGGGUCGAGGGGCGGGGCGCCUGUUGUAUGUAUAUAAUUUCCGGAGCAAUUGUUUUGAAACUGGUUGUAAUUUAGUGGAAGCUGUAGUAGUUGGCAAGAGCAUUGCCUGAUUGACAGUUUGAUUAUAGAUUUAGGUUAGCAAUGGCUGUGGGAGGGUCGUUGCAGCUCACAUACGAUCUUGGUGUCAUCAAUAGUCGUGUAUGGGCUAAACCGUCCAGGAUCUCAGAGAUAAAGAGAUCGCAUCAUUUGCAGGGAUGUUCCCUAUCUUCAUGCUUUUCGCGACGGGAUGUUUGGGGUCUUCAUGUUUCAGGCAGCAUAUACAUGAGAAAGUACCAUGUACCAUAUAGAUACAAUUGCUGCAUUGUUCGAUCUAUUUUCAUUCCAACUUCCUCGCCGGAUAUCCCUCUUCUGAAAUCAACUACCUUUGCUUUGACUAGGUCAUAUAAAGCCCUUCUUAAAAGUCCUCUUCUGCUCAGAUUAGCUCCAGCAGUUGGAAUCAUUGUGUUUGCUGUAUGGGGACUUGGGCCAGCCAUGCGUUAUGGAAGGACUCUCUUUCGUAAUGACAAUAAUUGGAAAAAGAGCAGAACACGUUUCGUCCUUACUUCAUAUCUUCAGCCAAUUCUUUUGUGGACUGGAGCGACACUUUUCUGCAGGACAUUGGAUCCUAUAGUUUUGUCAUCAGAAACGAGCCAAGCUGUGAAGCAACGGCUAUUGAGCUUUGUAAAAUCUUUAUCUACUGUGCUGGCUUUUGCAUAUUGUCUUUCAAGCUUAAUUCAGCAGACGCAGAAGCUUUUUAUGGAGAAGAGUAGCCCUGAUGAUACAAGAAAUAUGGGUUUCCAGUUUGCGGGAAGAGCUGUAUAUACUGCUGUAUGGAUUGCUGCUGUUUCUUUGUUCAUGGAGUUACUGGGUUUCUCAACCCAGAAAUGGCUCACUGCUGGAGGUCUUGGAACAGUGCUGCUAACACUGGCUGGACGUGAGAUAUUUACAAACUUUCUGUCUAGUAUUAUGAUUCACGCUACUCGUCCAUUUAUCGUAAAUGAAUGGAUCCAAACUAAGAUCGAAGGGUAUGAAGUCUCUGGAACCGUCGAGCAUGUGGGUUGGUGGUCUCCAACUGUUAUUAGAGGUGAAGAUCGUGAAGCGGUUCAUAUUCCUAACCACAAAUUUACAGUUAACGUUGUGAGAAAUCUUAGUCAGAAGACUCAUUGGCGUAUAAAAACUCAUCUUGCAAUCAGCCAUUUGGAUGUUAAUAAAAUUGGUAACAUUGUAGCCGACAUGCGAAAGGUGCUGGCAAAAAAUCCUCAAAUAGAGCAGCAGAGAUUGCACAGAAGAGUAUUUUUGGAUAAUAUUAAUCCAGAAAAUCAGGCUCUCUUGAUUCUUGUCUCAUGCUUUGUUAAGACUUCACAUUUUGAGGAGUAUCUGUGUGUCAAGGAAGCUAUCUUCUUGGAUCUCCUUCGAGUAAUCAGCCAUCACCGAGCCCGACUGGCAACUCCAAUUCGCACCGUCCAGAAGAUAUACGGCGAUGCCGGUAUUGAAAACGUCCCCUUCUCCGAUACCAUAUUCACUCGUGCCGAAACUACCAAUCGUUCACUGCUUCUGAUCGAACCUUCUUCAAGAAUCAACAGCGACGAAAAGGCGAAACUCCGUGCUUCUGCGCGAACAUCCGAUGCACAACAAGGAGCAAAACCAUCCACAACAUCCGAGCCGAAGGUGACCUCAGCUUCGGAAACCCUCCCUGAGAAGAAUCAGCAGAAGAAGGUUAGUUCUGUAGAAGCUCAGCCGAAGAGCAUGAAGCCGGACUCGUCAAAAUCAACGACGACGACGAUGACAACAACAACGACGCCGCAUUCCGGGGCAGCUCCUCAAGUUAAAUCAAGCGUGGAGAAGCCUGCGGUUGUAUUGGAAUCCCUUAAUGAGCAGGUGGACAGCAUGACUGCUGUUGUUCCUAAGAGCGAAGGGGACCGGCCAUCUAAUGCAGUCGUUUCGGUGCGGCCUUCGUUUGAAGAUAAUAUCGUGCUUGGCGUGGCUCUUGAGGGCUCGAAGAGAACACUUCCGAUCGAGGAGGUGGAAGCAAAGGAAGUAGGGGCUGCGGUCGGUGGGAAUGGAGCUCCUGCUGCUUCCACUGGGAAGGAUAGGAAGAAUGAUGUUCCUAACAAGUAGAGGUAACUAGUAUGAUUCAUGUUUGUCUGUGUUUCUGAGAAUUAUUGGAUGAAAUUGGGUGUAUAGAGAAAUUAUGUUUAAAAUAUUUGUGUAUAAUCUUCAGGUAUAGAGAAAUUUAAUUCUUAUUAUACGAGCCUUAGCUACCA
Molecule: messenger RNA, 2510 nt
Organism: Phalaenopsis equestris
Lineage: Eukaryota; Viridiplantae; Streptophyta; Magnoliopsida; Asparagales; Orchidaceae
Product: mechanosensitive ion channel protein 2, chloroplastic
Exons: 14
Coding region: 349-2364 (671 amino acids)
Biological process (GO): transmembrane transport
Cellular component (GO): membrane
Source: RefSeq, a predicted model, not a curated record